GUUGCUAGAAAUGUGAUGUAAUUUCGUUUUAUCGACGACUUAAGUAGCGCAAAUUUCGAUUAAAUAUUUUAAUUGUAAAAAGUAUUUGUUGAAAAAGGAACGACGUUUCUUGCAGGAUGUCUACUGCCAUCUAUCUUGAACAUUAUCUCGACAGCCUGGAUGGGCUGCCAAAGGAACUGGAGAGAAAAUUCAAUGAAAUGAGAGAGUUGGAUUCAUGUUCACAGGAACUGAACGUUGAAAUAGACAAACUCGCUGAAGACUACCUGAUCAACGUGAAGGGCUUGAAUAAACAGGAUAAGAAGAACCACCUCCUCAACAUUCAAAACUGUUUCAGCAAAAGUAAAAAGUUUAGUGAUGAGAAAGUUCAACUAGCUUUGCAAACUUAUGAAUUGGUUGACAGACACAUAAGGCGAUUAGAUGCAGAUCUCGCGAGAUUCGAGUCAGAGCUGAAGGUACAGCAGCUGAAGUUUGCAACGCAGGAACAUGUCACGAAAAGCACCAACAAUAGCAACAACACUAAACCUGGGAAGAAGAAGAAUGAUAAAGAUUCAUCGGACAAUGAGUGCGGUAAGAAACGAAAGAAAAGGGCACAAGAACACAACAUCGCGACCAGCAACAGUCUUCCAAGUUCCGCCCCACUGACAAUGCUGCCCCUGGUACCAACCAAUCAGCAUUCAGACGUCCUGGACAUGCCCGUCGACCCGAACGAGCCAACCUACUGCACGUGCCAUCAAGUCUCGUACGGCGAGAUGAUUGGAUGUGACAAUCCUGAUUGUCCAAUCGAAUGGUUUCACUUUGGCUGUGUUGGGCUGUCUACAAAACCGAAAGGUAAGUGGUACUGUAGUAGGUGCACUGCUGAACGCAAGAAGAAUUUGAAGCAUUGAAUUGAAGGUCGAAGAUGGUAUUGAAUAAUAAAAGAAUAACGGUGAAUGUUAUUUACUUGAAAUUAGUAAUUAAAAUGCCAGUAGUUGUAAAUUGUUGGUAUAUUUAAGUACUACCUAUAGAUUCUGAUGUCGAUGAUUGUUUUAGUAAUGUUGUACGUAUCAACAUAUUUUCUCAAAUUUUAAUUUGUUAACACGAAAAAUCUUGAUUUUUUUUUCAAGAAACUCUUAAACGAUUUCUACAUUGCUUUCAUUUUGUUGUGACGUUUUGAAUUAUAUUGGGGAGGUGAGUGGUUGAAAGUCUGUUUAAUUUCGUAACAGGUAACUUGUUAAAUUUAUAAAAUGAUAAAAUUAGUUAUAAUAAUUUUUAACUGAUUUAGAUUUGAUAACAUCAAAUUUUU
Helobdella robusta is the source of this 1282-nucleotide messenger RNA. RefSeq lists its product as hypothetical. NCBI's taxonomy places the organism in Eukaryota, Metazoa, Annelida, Clitellata, Rhynchobdellida, Glossiphoniidae. The transcript is spliced from 9 exons. Gene Ontology annotation, biological process: regulation of DNA-templated transcription. Bases 117 to 884 code for a protein of 255 amino acids. Gene Ontology annotation, cellular component: nucleus. The record is from RefSeq and is a predicted model, not a curated record.